UAUUGGACUCGCCCGGGGUUGCAUUUCCCGAUAAACGAAAGAAAAGUGAGGCCGUAAGUACAAAUUCCGCGUCCGUUGCGACAUACAGAAGUAAAUACACUUCUUGAAAACAACCCAGAGCAGCAAAAUGGACCAAAGCUGUCGUUAAUCAGCGUUUAUCAAAGCAGCAAAAUGGACCAACGCUGUCUUUUACCAGCAUUUAUCCGAGGUGGACGUUGACAAAACCAAUGUUGUUGAUGUGAUGAAAGGAGAAAGGAAAUCAUGGCUGACAAUCUUGUGCAGUCACCCGAGAAUUGGACUGAAUCUCAAGUAAGCACCUGGCUACAAACACUUGGUGUGAAAGAACAAUACAUAAAGAAGCUCUUUGAAGAAGAAGUAAAUGGACAGAUCCUUCUUACACUUGAUGAGGACUUCUUGAUGACAAAGAUUGGCAUGAAAUUAGGGCCUACUCAUAUGAUUAUCAAAAAAAGAAAUGAGCUCCUCAAUUCCAAGCAAAACAGUCAGCAGAAUGCAAAGCCUACCGGUACUAAAAAAAACGAGCUGCAGCAGAAAAACAAUUCAAAAUCAGUUCAUUGUCUUGCUUCAAGUGAAGUUCCUUCUGGACAGGUACAUGCAAGAGAUAAGUGUGCCUCAGAAGAAAGUCAAACCCCCCAAAAACAUUGCAUAUUGACUUCAAAGGAAGACUGCAAACCACGGCCAUUUGAUCAAGAAGGCAUUGAUUUCAUAUAUGUAAAGCACAGAGUUCUGCAACCUGAAUCAGGAGCUUUUGAUUUGAUCUCUCCCUGCCAUGAAUUCAAAUCUUUUGCUAUAGCUGCUGAAUUGGAUCGCACAAGACUGCAAGCUAAGUUUGCCAAAGAGGUUCUAAAAUUUGCAACUGGUUGUAUGAAUAUCCGAUCAAACGGCACAAUACAUUUCGGUGUGAUGGACAGCAAGGAGGAUACAGGAUAUGUGCAUGGUGAGGUAGUUGGCAUCCCUAUAAAAGACAAAGACAUUUAUGUGGAUGCUUUGGACUACAUUGAAAAGUGUUUCUCUACUGACAAAGAGCAUGCGCGCCAUUGUGUGCGCCCACCAAGGUUCAUUGAGGUUAUGGAUCGAGAAAGUACAGCAAAAAACUAUGUGGUGGAGGUUGACAUUGUGCCUUCAGUCAACAUUGUUAAGGGCAAGGUUUAUGCAGUUCUUUUGCCAAACUUCAAUGAGGCAGCAAACAAAGUACAAUAUGAGAAAAAGGCAAUUCUGCGAAGGGUAGGUUCCAAAACAGAGCCAGUGAGUGACAGUGAUUUCAGUGAUUUCUUUCAGAGAGUCAAAGAACGGGAUGCUCAAAGAGAAGAGGCAGAGAAAACUCAAGUACUCAGUACUCCAUUCUGCCAAGACCUUGGGAGGAAACUCACAAUGCUAAUAACUAGUGGGAAGAAGUUCAUUGAAAAUGAUAAAUGGUUCAUAUUCAUUACAAACAAAUUCAAACCUGAUGACCUUUCUAACAUUGAGUGGCUGCUUAAUAUGAAGAUUUUCUCUGUGUUUGAUUUUGACCCAGACUCAAAGAUAUCAGGCCUUUGCAGCAAAUACCUUGAGCAUCAUGCUGCAAACAUGCAUUCUCUGCAGAGCUAUAGCAAAUCCAGUGACACAAGCAUCAAAGAAUUCACAGAAAAAUUGCACCUGUUUGAACAAACUAGCUGGAUCUUCUGCAAUGGCCGUUCUGGCUUUAAAGCAAAUGAAACUCCUUGUGAUGAAAUGACUUGGAUCAAGACAAAAAUUACCCUUUUGAGGGAAUGUGUGUCUUUGAUUUGUAAACAAAUCUUGCCAAAAGGGACAUUACAGGUCAUUUUUCUUCUCACAUCACCAGUAGAGAAACCUCUCUUGCACACCUUUUAUGAGUUUUUCACUGACAUGGAAGGCCACACGGACAUCAUCUGCAUCUGUGAAUCAGAAACAAACUUCCAGAGGUGGCAAAGUUUUGCAGAGGGGUCAUGUGGAACAGAAACUGUGAACAAUUUCAGUGUAGUUGGGAUGAAAAUGAGUCACAUUAAUGCAACUAUGCAAAUGAUACAACCAGUAAAAGCCUGUGCCAAAAAACACUUGCCAGUCUUUGUGAAAGGGACAUGUCUUCUUGAAACAAACAAAGAGGAACAUAUGGCUUCUCUGGAAAUACUGACAGUCAACCAUUGUGACGACACAAGCAAAGACUUCAUUAAUGAGGAGAAGGCAAAUAUUGAACACCAGUUUUACCGUGGUGGUAGAGUGACAUGGAUGAACUUUUGGCUCGCUGAACACAAGUAUGUUGGAGAGGUAAUCGAACGAGAUGCUUAUCAUGAUGUCUCCAAACUCCUCAUGGAUGUUUUGAAAUGUAACGUAGAUCAGACCCCAGUUACUUCUAUAAACAUCUACCAUCACCCAGGAAGUGGCGGAAGUACUGUGGCAAGGCAGGUGUUGUGGCAGAACAGGAAAGAACUAAGAUGCGCAGUUGUGAAGCCUUCAUACUCCGUUGCUGAUGUUAAGCAACAUGCAGUUGAUCUAAGAGAAUAUGAAGAAAAAGAUCCACAAAGGUGUCUUCCAGUGUUGCUCCUAAUUGAAGACUCUGACAAAGACUACCUUGAUGAUCUCAGAAAUGAGCUAGAGGUUGCAAUCAGAAGCAGACGAAUCCAGUAUGGAACACUAUGUUUCAUUUUGUUGAGCUGUAGGCGAUCCCAUGAUCCAGAGAGUAGAUGCAAAGAGUCUGCAUUACAGAAUGUAUCUGUCACUCACAAGCUGUCUCCUGAAGAGAAGAAGAAGUUUGCUGGAAAACGACAGUUGCUUGAAGAACAGUAUGAGUAUCAGUUCAUCCUGACAUUUGUUUUGAUGAGUGAAGGGUUUCAUAAUGAUUAUAUUCAAAAGUUUGUGAAACAUUUGCUUCAAGGCAUUGACCUUCAGUCUACUGCCACUCUCCUCAUUCAGUACGUAGCACUGCUGAACACUUAUGUUUAUAACUCUUUCAUCUCUCAGUCCCACUGCGAAGCUUUGCUGACCUUACAAGUGCACAUGGAAAGGUUUCGACGGCAAGAGUUUGCAAGAUCACUCAGUGAUCAGGCCAAACUUGUCUUCUUGCAUCUUCGAGAUGACAAGACCUACAUUGAAUCCAUCAGAAUAAUUCACCCACUCGUUGCAAAGGAAAUUCUGCAACAACUCCUUGGAAGCCAACACAGCAGUUUGGCAAAGAAAUUGCUCUGUGACAAUGGGCUUUUUGAGCACAGAUUUGGAAAAGAAGAAUAUCGGUCAUUUUUGAGAGCACUUUUCAUCAGGAGAUCCAGAAUAAGCAGAGGAGAUGAAUGUGAUACUUUAUUCUCUCCUCUGAUUGAACAUGUGCGAAAAAAGGAGGGAAGCCCUGACAAAGCAAUAGAGUUACUCAAGGAAGCUUUUGAACGUUUUCAUAAAGAUCCACGCAUUGCCCAACAACUUGCUCGUCUUCUUUAUACUUAUGAAAAGUUUGAAGAGGCAAAAUACUGGGCAGAGACUGCAGCUAAACAGCUUCCCAACAACUCGUACAUACUUGACACAAAAGGGCAGGUGUACAAAAAAUGGUUCCAAUUCAAAUGGAAAGCCAUUGAAAAUGGCUGUGCACCAAUCACAGCCCAAAACACAACUGAUGCUGUGGAGACUGCACUGAAUGCCCUGCAGUGUUUUCAAGAAUGUGAGAGAGCAGCUGAUGCAGACAUGGAAAAUGUAAGCAUUUCAGUAUAUUCUGCUGAGGUUGAAGUUGGAAUCAGCCUGCUCAAAUUGAUCUUUUCAUUACAAGAGUUUGCAAAAGGAGCUAAAGGCCAUUCAAAGUGUAGAGAGUAUCUGUUAACAGAUUACAUACCAGAACAUGUCUUAGAUGCCUGGGAACCAUUUCAUGGCCGUUUGAAAAAGCUUCACCAGACAUUGAUUGAUUCCUUGGAAUGGAUUUCAGAGGACAUCAGUUUCUUCCAGACAGAUAUAGGUGAAGAUGAAGAAGAGAUUCCUGAAAGUCCUGAAGAGAAAAGCCAUCCACUGAAGCGGUUAAUCCAAAGCUCUUCCGAGUAUGGGAAGUACUUCAGUGAAGUUUCCUCUGCUGCAAUUCUGCAACCAUGGCAAUCAGUCCCUACCAAUCUCACUCCUUUACAAAAACGCAUGAUCAUCUAUCAACUUGGUGGUGGUAACAUAACUUCCAUCUUGUCCAAACUAACUGAACAGAGGGAUGCCGUGCGUAUUUUAGAGACCAUAGUUUCUCUUUACCCUAGCAGUCCACGAAAGGCAAAACUUAAUCAGAGGGAUAUUGUGAACUACAUUGUGACCCACAUUACCCUGAACUGCUUGUCACCACAGGCUUCAAAGGUUGCUCCUUUUAAAGAUCUACAGGCCCUUUGUCAUCAGUUCCCAGGUGAUAAAAAGAAAUGUUUGCCAGGUGCACUGUUCCUGCUUACCUUACUAUUCUGGCCAGAGGAUAAGGACACAAACCAUGAGAGAGAAAACAAAUAUGAAAUUGUCCAGUCAGCUGUGGAGCACAUGGAAAAAGGCUACUGGACCAGGAAGAAGGACAUUCCUCAAAGAAAGAGAAGGCUUUACACCCAUUUUCUUCUGGGACAUGGAAAUGGAUUGGAUAAAUUUGUCCACAAGAGAAAGUUUUACAGCGUCACAAAGGUGUUCUCGGUCUCUGAAAAACGCCUGAAGUGGUUUAGUGGUGAAGCAUGGGAGAAGCCUGAGAUUGCUGAAAAGUUAAAACGCGUUUCUGGUUGGACUGAAGAUGGAGUGGUUUACCUCGAGGGCCCUCAGAAAAAGAAAUUCAGCAUAUUGCCUCUUCACAUGCGUUCAGUGCCACACAGCAAUGAAAACAUCACAUUCUAUCUGGGUUUCACCUUCAGGGGCCCUGUUGCCUACAACAUUACUGUAAAGGAAUAGUUCAUCUUUGAACAGUAGACCUGACAUUGUUGAAGCACCAGCUUAGUAUCCACUAUGUCUGAACAUUUAAUCGUAAUUUCAUCCAAAUCACAAUACAGUCUGUAAAUGAAAACUUUGAAGCACAUGGUAUGAUGUCAGUAACGCAUUGUUACUUCACCACACGGAGUGGGAGUGAAGUAUUGUUUUUGUGGCUUUGUCUGUCUGUGUGUGCACUUCUGCACUUACUUGCAAUUUGAGCAACAGUGACAGGUUAGAAUAACCUUUUUAGAAUUUGACCAUGAUACGGAUUUGAACACACAACUCUCUGAUCUGAAGUUAAACGCUCUAGUGUUGCACCACAGCGUUUGUUCUCACAUAUAGGCCGACAGAGGUUUGUUGCGUGGAUGGGGUGAAGUCUGCCAUCUGAUUGCCUUGUUUUAUAAGAUGCAACAUAACAUUUACUAUAUGUAACAAGUCUUGAAGUUACACACUGAAUGUUCAUAUACAGUUGACAUGAUGGAGUUUGGAUUUCCAGAUGUAAAAA
This is a messenger RNA of Solea senegalensis (Senegalese sole), 5410 nucleotides long. Its product is annotated as sterile alpha motif domain-containing protein 9-like. Bases 262 to 4887 code for a protein of 1541 amino acids. The record is from RefSeq and is a predicted model, not a curated record. The transcript is spliced from 4 exons. Lineage: Eukaryota; Metazoa; Chordata; Actinopteri; Pleuronectiformes; Soleidae. Gene Ontology annotation, molecular function: protein binding. Gene Ontology annotation, cellular component: cytoplasm.